Molecule: messenger RNA, 1707 nt
Organism: Lodderomyces margitis
Lineage: Eukaryota; Fungi; Ascomycota; Pichiomycetes; Serinales; Debaryomycetaceae
Exons: 1
Coding region: 1-1707 (568 amino acids)
Biological process (GO): ubiquitin-dependent protein catabolic process
Cellular component (GO): cytoplasm
Molecular function (GO): ubiquitin protein ligase activity
Source: RefSeq, a predicted model, not a curated record
AUGGACAGUCACAACUCACAAAUCACUACGGCGCCAAUCAGGUCGUUUGCUGUGCAAACAGCCACCGAAUCCUCAACGCCAAACACAGCCGCCAGUACCACCUCUGACGAUUCCGAUGUUUCUGAUGCCCUCUCCUUUAUUGGAAGCACACCAUCAACGGUUUUAUUUUUUAUUGCGUUGGCGGUUGGUGUCUUUAUUGCAUUGGUGUUUGUGUUUUUCACAAUCAGGUACUUUAUUCGAUCCAAGUAUGGUAUUGCUGUGUCCCCAUUGGGUAGAAGAACCCCUUAUACGCCAUCAACAUUUGGUAACACUGGAGCGAUCAAUAAUUAUGCCUUGACUCAUGUGUUCACUCCAGAGGAGAUCCAAGAACAGCUAAGCUAUAUGCGGGAUCAUAAUCAUAUCAGAGCUAAUAUUAUCCAAGAAACAUUGUCCUUCCGAGAAGGGCGUGUGCAACGAGAAAGAAGACGACAGGGUAGACGAAGAAGACGCAGAAGAAGAUUUAGCAAAAUGAAGAAACUAACAUCAGUUGAGGUGGAGAAAUUGUUUCCCCAAAAGUCAUAUUACGAUUGGUUGAAUGGAGGUAAGGAAAGAGAUGUUGAAAAGAGAGAUGGAAUGCUUAAAGAAGAGCCAGGCGAGCAUGGGAUUGUUGAGGUUGUGCAAGAUGCUGAUGACAGCGGGUCGUAUAACACUUUAUACACGGCGCAUGAACAUCACGGGAUCGAUUUGGGUAACGAUAUAGAGUUGAAGCGGAUGGAUGAGGCUGUGACGCGAGUAGAAACAGAUCAAGAUAUAACCGAUGAGGAGCCUAAAGUUGGUGGUAGUCCCUCGUCUCAUAUCGAAGCUGUUGAGCUGUCGCUGGAGAAGCGGACGGAAGCAGAAACACAAAGUCUACAUUUUGAUUCUGGCUCUUGUGCAAUCUGUUUGGAGGUACUUGAAGAUGAAGACAUUGUGCGUGGAUUGAUCUGUGGACAUGUUUUCCAUGCUAUUUGUCUCGAUCCGUGGUUAACAAAGAGACGUGCUUGUUGCCCAAUGUGCAAGCGUGAUUAUUUAUUCAAGAGAGACUACCAGCAGGACAACGAGGCUAGUAAUGAGGGAUCGAGUGAACAUAAUCAUGCAGACUCGAUUGAAAACACCAACAAUAAUACUGAAUCGCCAAAUGAUAAUAGCGAUGGAGGUGAAGUUGAUGACGACCUUGAAAGCAUUGAUAUUGAUGAAAUCCAACGUGAUCCUGCGCUUCAAGCAUUCAUUCAAGACUUGAUUCCAAUGUCGGAGAGGGCACGAUUAGUCUUGAAUGAUCCUCAAUAUGCCGAGAUAAAUCUUGAAGAAAGGGCUAAAGCAAUUUCCAAGAAGAAAUACGGCAGGUUCUUCAAGAUACUUGUGUGGAAGUUGUUGGGUAUAAAUAAACUGGAUUUAUUUUACUGGGCGGUUUUAACUUUGGCUAGUGAACACCGACGGGCUCAACAGUUGCGAGAGCUACAAGAAUCGGGUGCAGCAAAUGUUGGCCAUACGAAUGAUCCCGAAUCAAGCAGAAAUGGUAGUGAGAGUGGAGAUGAUAACGAAGCUGCAAAUAGCGCGACAAAUCAACCCGACGAACGCCUAGGCACCAAUAAUAACCAAAAUAGUUCCCCAAACCGUGCUUAUGCUGGACAUACAGAGGUUGAUUUUGCUGAUGUAUCUAGAAGAGAGGUAGUUGAUAACCGAGUCUAA